ACGCCGAGGAAUCAUCCUCAUCCAUACGGAUUAAUUGACCCGCCUACCGCAACCUAUUCAGCCGGAUUUUAUCCACAACCAGACGGUCAUGUUAGGAGGAACACUGUAGUUAAUCAUAAACUACUUAAAUUAAUUUCAGAGGAGAUUGAUGCGUAGAGUUAAUUAUCUGUACGACGUUUUCGGCGCCUGUAUUCAAUUCAGCGGUUCCAGCAUAAUAAAUCGAUGUGACAGUUCGCAACGUAAAUAAACUAAAGUUGUCAAACCCGUAGCAUGGUUCGUGAGGUUAUUUGUUAUUAGCUGAUCUGUUUGACCAAGGGCACAUUUAAAUAAUCCAAGAUGCCGAAAGAGAAAAGUGUUAAAAAGUCACGUAUUCAUCAGGAUAUUCAGAAGCAAGGUAUUGUCUUCAACAAGGACUUUGGGCAGCAUAUCCUGAAGAAUCCCCUCGUUAUCACAAGCAUGAUCGAUAAAUCGGCGUUACGAAACACAGAUGUUGUUUUGGAAAUUGGCCCUGGUACCGGUAACAUGACCGUAAAAAUACUAGAAAAAGUGAAGAAAGUUGUCGCUUGUGAAAUCGAUACUAGACUCGUGGCGGAAUUGCAAAAGCGAGUACAGGGUACUCCAUUUCAAACAAAAUUACAGAUCCUUGUUGGCGACGUGCUCAAAGCGGAACUCCCCUUCUUCGAUGUGUGUGUAGCGAAUGUUCCAUACCAAAUCAGCUCUCCCCUUAUAUUCAAACUGCUUCUCCAUCGACCCUUAUUCAGGUGUGCCGUGUUGAUGUUUCAGAGAGAAUUUGCGCAAAGAUUGGUUGCAAAACCUGGGGAUAAGCUGUAUUGCAGGUUGAGUAUAAAUACUCAGUUGCUGGCGCGAGUUGAUAUGCUCAUGAAGGUAGGAAAAAACAACUUCAAACCACCACCUAAAGUCGAAUCGAGUGUGGUUCGAAUUGAGCCGCGAAACCCACCACCCCCUGUAAAUUUCACCGAGUGGGAUGGAUUGACCAGGAUAGCUUUCCUCAGAAAGAACAAGACCCUUGGAGCAGCAUUCAAACAGUCGUCAGUACUUGAUAUGCUGGAAAAAAAUUACAAACUUCAUUGCUCUAUCCGGAAUAUUGAAAUCACCGAUCCACUCAAUAUGCAGGAAAAAGUGACAAAGAUAUUGGAGGAUCUCAAUGCAGACCAAAUGCGAGCAAAGAAUAUGGAUAUUGACGACUUCAUGAAAAUAUUGUAUGCUUUCAAUUCUGCUGACAUACAUUUUAGCUAA
Hermetia illucens (black soldier fly) is the source of this 1257-nucleotide messenger RNA. RefSeq names its product probable dimethyladenosine transferase. Gene Ontology annotation, biological process: rRNA methylation. Gene Ontology annotation, cellular component: mitochondrial matrix. NCBI's taxonomy places the organism in Eukaryota, Metazoa, Arthropoda, Insecta, Diptera, Stratiomyidae. The transcript has 4 exons. The record is from RefSeq and is a predicted model, not a curated record. The coding region runs from base 337 to 1257 and encodes 306 amino acids. Gene Ontology annotation, molecular function: rRNA (adenine-N6,N6-)-dimethyltransferase activity.